AUUUCUUUUUGUCCCUUUGAAACAAAAGAAGAUCCAAAGAUGAGUGAAGAAGCAUAUGAAGAAACUCAGGAAUCGAGUCAAUCUCCUCGUCCAGUUCCAAAACUGAACGAGAGGAUUCUCUCAACACUAUCCAGGAGAUCAGUAGCUGCACAUCCAUGGCACGACCUUGAGAUUGGUCCUGAAGCUCCACUGGUCUUCAAUGUGGUGGUUGAGAUCACAAAGGGAAGUAAAGUGAAAUAUGAACUCGACAAAAAGACCGGUCUUAUCAAGGUUGAUCGGAUCUUGUACUCGUCCGUUGUUUAUCCUCACAACUACGGAUUCAUCCCCAGGACAUUGUGUGAAGACAAUGAUCCUCUUGAUGUUCUUGUCCUUAUGCAGGAACCAGUGCUUCCCGGAUGUUUCCUCCGUGCUAGAGCCAUUGGAUUAAUGCCCAUGAUUGAUCAGGGAGAGAAAGACGACAAAAUCAUCGCCGUAUGUGCUGAUGAUCCAGAGUACAAACAUUUCACAGACAUCAAACAACUCGCUCCUCAUCGUCUCUCUGAAAUCCGCCGUUUCUUCGAAGAUUAUAAGAAGAACGAGAACAAAAAAGUGGCUGUCAACGAUUUCUUGCCAUCAGAGAGUGCACAUGAAGCAAUUCAGUACUCCAUGGAUCUAUACGCUGAGUAUAUUCUCCACACGUUGAGGAGAUGAACAACGACAACCACCACAUUAUUUUUCUUUACGCGAAAGAGAUGAUUCUUCGCAGCAUCCGCAUAUAAUUAUUUCAAA
Messenger RNA from Arabidopsis arenosa, 768 nucleotides. The record is from the annotation of a GenBank genome assembly. NCBI's taxonomy places the organism in Eukaryota, Viridiplantae, Streptophyta, Magnoliopsida, Brassicales, Brassicaceae.